AUGAUCGACUGGCACGCUUCAACAUGUCGUCGGCCGGAUCUUCGUUUCCUGCCCGGUCUAGAGGCUCAUGCGUGCUUCAGUUGCGGGGGAGUUGACACAGUCGCCGAAUCUUCCUCUGCGAAUGUGGCAAGAAAUUUCGACCUUCGUUGGCCCACUUCUUUGCCCUUCAUAGACGAUGCUGCCGACGAUAAUGGCUCAGUAGGCCCACCAAGCCUCAUCAGCCCUGCUUCAAACUCAGCUGUUGAGGGGGUCACUCUGGAAACAACAACUGCGGCAACUGAUUUCGGAAAAGACACAACCGCCCUGGCGAAGACGUCACUGUACACGUCCCUAUAUGCGCGAAAGAUUCGCCUUAUACGACUCCUUCCCGGCAAAUACAACGAUCCUAUAACCUGCGAUAUACGAGUUGUCGACUUGCAAAGCAAACCAGAAUACGAGGCGCUUUCAUAUACCUGGGCAGACUCCAAUGGGGAUACUUCCUUGUCAGAGACACUGCACGUCAAAGGCCAUCAUAACAUCCUGCGCAUCACUACAAACUGUGCUAAAGCCCUCCGGCGGCUUCGUUUUCCCUCCAUGAGUCGAGUGCUGUGGGUAGAUGCGAUUUGCAUCAACCAGGGUAACAAUGAAGAAAGAUCGCACCAGGUUGGAAUCAUGCAAUAUAUAUACGCCGCCGCCGAGAGAGUCCUCGUCUAUUUAGGUGAGGGAACAGAAGAGCCCGACCCAGGAACUUUUGUUCCGUGGAAGUACGAAAACCAGGGGAAUACACUUGACUUGAGCACGGAUCUAAGAAUGCAACCUUACUUCACGCGAGUGUGGGUAAUUCAAGAAAUUGCUUCAGCUCGGUCCGCCUGGAUCCUUCUUGGAGCCAAAGGAGCCAGAUGGGACGACUUCCUCAAGCCCCCAGACACCGACGACAUCGACUACAGGUCAAUGUGCAUCAUGAACUAUGAGUUCCUCAAGGCUCGUCAUCCAUGGCUUCAACUUGUCAGUCAACCAAGACACAAGAACCUGAAGGAGCUGUGCAGCUUUCUAUUCGCAACGGAGCGGUGCCAGGCGUCGGAUCCGAGAGACAAGGUCUUUGCUCUAUUAGGCCUUUUUAUCGGUACAAAGGACGCCGGACUGGUUCCUGACUAUACUCUCAGCCUCUCUCAAGUGCUCGUUGGCCUUACAGCAUUCCUUUUCCAGCAGAAUACUCGCUCAUGGCCGCUGCUAUUCGCCAUGGCCAGUCCAUCUUCUCUGGGCGACCGGCCUAAUUGGGCAGUUGACUGGUCCAAACCGACGAAUAGAAAGCAGAUUAUGCCAGGUUUGCGAACCCGGCGUCCUGCCUUUCCCGGUGCGACACCAAGGUUUUGCAAGAACGGCACCCUUGUACUCAAAGGCAUCCCUCUUCUGACUCUGGCAAACUGUACUCUCACGAAGCAGGCAGCAGAAGUCUCUUCCGGAAUCAUCAAAGGUAUUCGAUAUGAGCCAUACGCCUCAAAGAAAAAGCGAGAAUUGCAGCUCGAGACUUCGAGUUGGGCCCGCAACGGUGACAACUUGUACGCCAUCAAAGGUCUAUGCGAUCAUCUGCUUAUCCUCAGGCCAUUGGAAUAUACAAACAAGCAGUCUUUUGUUGGCAUUUGUGAGAGUGUCAACACAGAAUUAUCCGCCGUACUGAUUAAUCUUCUGGACCGGAAGAAGGCCCUCCUUUUCUCAACCUGGAACGAAAUCUUGGACCUUGGCAUCGAGGAUUGGUCAACCCCGGAGGCAUGGAGCGACCUGAAAGAUGCCUGUCGCCUAAUCCAAACAUAUUGCAAGUUUGAAAAGUGGGCACCGACAAUGAGACAUUGGGAUGAAAAUAUAGCAGACUCCCUUUCAUAUGUUGAAUGGUCCAAGGGCCCCCACGGUAUGCCAAGCGCAGUAUGGGAGUACUAUAAACACAUGUACUAUCAAGGCGGAUCACGAUUCCGUCGAGGCGUGUAUUACGACGAGUUAACAGAGCCGGCCGAAUACUCAACCAUCUUGUCAUAUCUUACAGUUCACAAGAAUCCCUUACUGGAUCUUCGGCAAGCCCUGCAUCGUUUUCGACAACGGCGAAACAAGUCACGCAAAGAGUACACUAAACCGGGCCACAAGGACAGCUGUACUUUGCGCAUAAAGCCGAAAUCCCCUGGGGGACAGGACCAAAUCGAAAUCGGUCUCACGGAUUUGUUGCUCCCGAUCUGCUGGUACUAUGGAGAAGACCAAAGUCUCAAAGAUGAAGAGCCUGUGCCAAGCCACUACUGGAAAUCUGGGAAUGAGUUUCUUUGGCGUCCUGGGUGCUUAGACAGCUCCGCCGAGAGGUUUUGGCAGCGGUUGGGGGCUGCAUUGCGAUCAGAGAUAACUUAUGACAACUCUGGCUACGAAUCCGCCAAAAAUUUCCUUCGGCGGCUGAUCGGCCAGAAACUAUCGGUCAAUUCCAGAAAGUUUGAGGGGCUGCUACAUUACUACUACCCUCACAUGAAUCUCAAAGGGGAGGAAGAGAAUGUCUCGCUUCUGAGGUGGAUCAGAAACUCAUUGGAGCUUGUUCCCAAUCGCAACUGGCAGCCCGAAUGGCAUUUCAACAAAAGUGAACCGAAGACAUGGGCUCAUUACUUUUGCAAAAUUUGGGGGGUGCUAUCUUGGCGGCCUGGGCUGAAUUCCGAUGGUACACCGAAACAAAUGGUCUAUGAGGGGAUACCGGAUCCUUAUCAACAACCACUGGGACAUAUACCGAAACAUACGGUCUAUGAAAUGCAUCAGGGCAAUGAGAAAAUGAUGAUUAAGAUCUUCGAGGAAGAGCUUAAUGCUGGAAUGUGGGCUUUCAAAGCGGGCUUCGAAGAAAGAGCGUGGCAUAUGCUUUUUGAAGUUGCUCAAGAAACCACGGCGCAUCUGCUUCCCCUCGAAAACGCGUUUCAGAGGCAGCGUGGGGGCGCGACUUGCGCGAACAAGACGGAAGAGAUGAAGUGGGAGGAUGUGUACAUUGUCUGA
Colletotrichum aenigma is the source of this 2988-nucleotide messenger RNA. Its product is annotated as Heterokaryon incompatibility protein 6, OR allele. The record is from RefSeq and is a predicted model, not a curated record. The transcript has a single exon. Lineage: Eukaryota; Fungi; Ascomycota; Sordariomycetes; Glomerellales; Glomerellaceae. The coding region runs from base 1 to 2988 and encodes 995 amino acids.